Limulus polyphemus (Atlantic horseshoe crab) is the source of this 1031-nucleotide messenger RNA. Its product is annotated as cAMP-specific 3',5'-cyclic phosphodiesterase 7B-like. The transcript has 10 exons. Gene Ontology annotation, molecular function: 3',5'-cyclic-AMP phosphodiesterase activity. NCBI's taxonomy places the organism in Eukaryota, Metazoa, Arthropoda, Merostomata, Xiphosura, Limulidae. The annotation marks the transcript as partial. The record is from RefSeq and is a predicted model, not a curated record.
UAUUUUCAGAUUUCGAAACACAAAACUCAAGAAGAAGACUUUCUGAAGAAGACACCAGUUUGUUAGAAGCUCUGAAUGCAAGUGGAAAAGAGCGCCCUCUAGCAGCAAAGCCGUUUCGCACACUCCAGAGACAUCGAGUUCGUUUUCCAGUAACAAAGCCUGAAAUCCAGCAAGUUCAUAUUCUGGACGACUCGUAUAACGGGUUUAUUCAGUAUCUACUUUCUUCUUGUUGGAAAUGGAACUUCAACGCCUUUUCGCUAGAUGUGGCUACUGGGGGGCGCUCCGUGUCCGUUCUGUUACUUCACCUGUUUCAUCACUAUGGUUUUACUAAGAAGUUUCAUCUGGAUGCGCUGAAAAUCCUUCACUGUUUCACUCUAGUGGAGAGUGGUUACCAUAGAGACAAUCCCUACCAUAAUGCCGUUCAUGCCGCUGACGUCACUCAAGCGUUGCAUUGUUUUCUCCAAGAGGAAACUAUUUCAAAGUAUUUGGAUCCAGUGGAAAUCAUGGCCUGUCUUAUAGCUGCAGUUUGUCAUGACCUUGAUCACCCAGGUUUCACCCAGCCUUUUUUACUGGCCACUUCCAACCACCUAGCAGUAUUAUACAAGAAUUUUUCUGUGCUGGAAACUCACCACUGGAGGAUGGCUGUCUCAUGCCUCAGGGAGUCAAAGUUAUUGGAUCACCUAGAGAAGGAUGUAUGUGUGGAGAUAGAACGCUCGAUACAAUCACUAAUUCUGUCCACGGACUUGUCACUACAACAGGACUUUCUUCUUAAGUUCAAGAAAUCUAUGGAUGAAAUUUCUGUGGACCUGACCAAAAAAGAAAAAAGACAUUUUGUCCUGCAGGUUGCUUUGAAAUGUGCUGAUUUGUGUAAUCCGUGCCGGCCUUGGCCCAUCAGUAAACAGUGGAGUUACCAAGUGUGUGAGGAAUUAUAUAAACAAGGUCAGUUUAGAAAGUGUCCUUGUAGUGCUUCUGGCGUAUUUUGUCUUCGAGGAAAUACGGCCUUAGGUUUGGAAACGCAGCUGAGAGGGUAA